This is a messenger RNA of Pantherophis guttatus, 717 nucleotides long. RefSeq names its product transmembrane protein 174 (gene TMEM174). Lineage: Eukaryota; Metazoa; Chordata; Lepidosauria; Squamata; Colubridae. The record is from RefSeq and is a predicted model, not a curated record.
AUGGAACAAAGCCACAACACUGCAGAAGCUACCUCUACCAAUGGGUUUUCUAUCUCUCCUUGCCAGCAAAAUCACUCUGAAAUUCCUGCAUCUGAGGAUGACAAAGCUGGGGCAGGAUUACUUUUCUCUGGAAUCUUUUUGGGGGUUAUAGGAAUCACCUUCACUGUGAUUGGAUGGGUGAAAUAUGAAGGAGUCAUUCACUUUGAAUGGACUCGAUUGCUUGGGCCCACUCUGUUUUUAAUGGGCGUGACAUUUCUGCUGAUUGCUGGGUUCAAAUUUAAAAUAUUCUCCUGCAACGCUUGCAACCAGAAUGAAGAGAGCUCACUUGGCACCGAAAGAACAUAUAAUGGGCUUUAUGCUGGAAUUAGGCAGCCCAUCACUCUUCAUGGAGCUGCAAUGGUUCCUUACCGGCCUUCUCCAACCCAGGAAAGGGUCGCUACCAAUUUGGCCAAUUGGCAGCAAGUAUUGAGCCAUUCUGAAUUUCUCCCUGGCUCCUCAUCAAUAAUUCCUAUUCUUAAUCAUCCUCAUUCUGAUAAUGUCACUCCCAUGGGCAGCUCAGCUUUUUUAGAAGAGAAUUAUUCUGCUUAUCUUACAGUGGACACCAUAAGUGAAAGGUCAAUUAACAGUCUUGUGGAACCUGAAGAGAUAUUGGAUGAAGAUCUUUGCAAUGAUUCCUUACCUCCUCCUUAUGAGAAGCUAUUCCCACCUUUGCCAUAA